Ostertagia ostertagi is the source of this 1020-nucleotide messenger RNA. Lineage: Eukaryota; Metazoa; Nematoda; Chromadorea; Rhabditida; Trichostrongylidae. The record is from the annotation of a GenBank genome assembly.
AUGGCCAGCGAAAUGGAAAAAGUUUUGAGCUAUUCCGGAGUUCCUCGGCAUGAACGAGACGAGAUCACUGAGGCCAUCUUGGUAAAAAAUCGAAAAGUGUUCUUCACAAUGCUUCGCUAUUUUGUUGUUGACAUCAUCGAGGCAGAAAGCGUGCGACCUCAGAGCGGCUGCAAGACUGAUCGCGACAGUGCACGCUACGCAAAGAGUGAUCCGCAGUCUAGACAAAAGGAGUUCUUCAAUUAUUUUUUUACUCGGCCUACUGCUGUCCUAUCAAAGCGGAUGACGCGACCGAAAGAACUGGGAAAACGAGCCUAUGAAAGGUACUGGCUGAGGUCGUCUAUCCCUUUAUUAAAACACUUCGCAGCAGGACGAAAUGUGACCUUGGCGUUCGAUACUGUUCCAAACUACAAUAGAGCGUUGCAUAAGGCUGUGAAGGAUGAUGGUCGGCGUGCUGAAAUGGGAUUGCAAAACAGUGGAAUGGAAGAAGAGCAAAUAUCACGAGCAUUUCUUCAUCUAUUGAAUGAGGAUAACUCCGUCCCGGCUCAUGUAAAAGUGAUAUUGGUUUACCUUAUUGACAACUUGAAAAAGAAAGACCGAGAAUUGGCUGUUCUGAAAGAUCGCGAAAUUCAGCUUUUUAAUGAGAACUCAUUGCUCAAGCAGAAGCUAUCAUCUGUGAAAGCUAACCCGUCCCACAAUUCUCGUGAGAAUGCUGUACAAGUUACAUCAUUUGUUUCAACAUCGCCGAACUUUGAACCUCGCACUCCAUGUUCUCCUGUCGAGUAUGAGAGGCGAAGAUCGUGUUCACCUCUUUCUAUUCAUAGACUGGGAUAUGCUAGUGCGAGAUCUCCUCGCCUAUUAAAAGUUGUACUACCCGCGAGUAAAUUCCAAGUUCAGCUGUUGCAAAGUGCUCCAAGACUAAGGUUUUUCCCCAUCAAAGGAGUGUUUGUUAGACCUUCCCUUACUAGGGAAGAGCGAGUUAAACUGCGCCAAUCUAGAAAUCAUUCAACUUCCUCAAAAUAA